UAUUGUUCUUGUUUGGUUACUUUCUUCUCCGAGUUCUCCCCAAACGAAUUCACAGCUUUUCAAAUCCAAAACACAGAACAGAGGAAUCGAGAGAUUUAGGAUCUACUGUGGCGAUGCCUAACGUGCUCCACACCCAUCCAUCCACCUUCUUCUUCCUCCUCCAUCCGCCAAUCUCCACCGUCCGCUCCAAAACGCAGGCUUUCCAUUUUCCGCAAUCAAUGGCUCCGGCUAGCCUCCGUACGAACCUCUCCGUGCGCCGGAGCGUAAAGUGUAUGGCGAACCCGAGACGAGUGAAGAUGGUGGCUAAACAGAUAAUGAGGGAGCUCUCCGACAUGCUUCUCACUGACACGGUUUUGCAGCACGCUGUGUUGCCCGAAGCUGCGCUUGGAGCCGACCGCUAUCUAUCUUCUCUCACCACAAUCAGCGAUGUUGAGGUCUCUAAUGAUUUGCAGGUGGUUAAAGUGUAUGUGUCCGUCUUCGGGGAUGAUAGAGGGAAAGACGUUGCCAUUGCGGGUUUGAAAUCAAAAGCUAAGUAUGUAAGGAGUGAGCUUGGGAAGCGAAUGAAGCUGAGAUUGACACCUGAGGUCAGAUUUAUUGAGGAUGAAUCCAUGGAAAGAGGAAGCAGAGUGAUUGCAAUACUGGACAAAAUAAAAGCUGAGAAAGGAAGCGGUGAUGGUGCAAACGAAGGGGGAGCAGAACCAGAGGAUGAUCAAGAUUGGGAAGUGGAUGACCCUGACGAAGACAUCAUCUAUGUAAAGUAAAUGGCCUGAAGCAGUUUAAACACCGAGCACCGAGUGAGUCAUCAUAAGUUCAACUCAUAUACGAGCUAAAGCUUGGGAGGUUGUGUAGUUUGGACAAGAUUGUAAGGCGAAAUGGAUAACCGGAGAAGAUGAAUACCAAUGACAGGUACAUGGUCUCUUCCCCGGCAUGGAGCCUGAAAGCUUCUUGAGAUCUCUUUAGUGAAAUUUUUGUUUUUUUUUUUCUCCCCAAUUUGGAUUAGUCAGUGUAAUACUGUAAUCAUAAGCCCCUUGUCUGUAUGUUGUUCUGCUGGUAGAAGAAAUAAACCGAUUUGGUUUCAAGUUUCUUAUUUUGUAAUCUGAACAAACCCAAAACUAAACCGACAUGUGAAGAAAAUAAACCGAUGUACAAUUAAUUUUCUU
This is a messenger RNA of Thlaspi arvense, 1160 nucleotides long. NCBI's taxonomy places the organism in Eukaryota, Viridiplantae, Streptophyta, Magnoliopsida, Brassicales, Brassicaceae. The record is from the annotation of a GenBank genome assembly.